ACCAGAAACGAUUAUGACCAGCCCUUUCCCUUGGAUGGACAUGAACUUCUACUCGUCGACAAGGACUAUCAUCACUGUCUCAUGCCAUCGCUAAGACCGACGCCUCCAUAGGACGGCGGUUUGCUCUGUGUCAGCAUGCUUGCUUUCAACUACGGCGCACGUCCCUUCUGCGAUCAACACCUUCAUAGGCAUUUGUAUCUUGAACCGGUAGUAUACCUUCAUCUCCUCUUGCAUCAAUAUCUCCUUGCUGUCCUUGACACUGUACUGUCCUCCUGUUCGUGAUGUACUUUGCUGUCCCGACCGCACACAUGGAGCUACCCUCAUCCAAAAAAUAUCAAUAUCUUUCUUACCCAUGUCUGAUCCCCGAAGAGGAGGAAGUAAUUCACUUUGGUUGCUGUGCCAGAAAGGAACUUGCCGGAUUUCCCGAUUGGAUGACGCCGGGGCCAUACCGGAAUUAUACCUUCACUGAUCUCGUCAGUUCCCUGGCGUUGGAUUGUCUGUCAAUGUCAACAUCAUUCCCAAGACGCGAUCAACCACGCGACAUUAUCCACACACGAUCUCACACUCUUCCUUACAUCGAAAGACUUAUCAAAGCAACCCACGUCCGCCAUCUUAGGCAACACUCAAGCUUCAUGUUUCCUCAGCCCAGAUACCCGGGGGACUUGAGCGCCGCCGAGACAAGCUUGAGCGCUGACCGCCGCAUCGGCGCUCCCCAGUGCCAUGCUUGUGUCUCCAACCCUAGUCACCCUCACCCCGAAGGCGCUUCCCUCCGCUGCGCACGUUGUCUCAAGUCCGUCACAGUUACACACGAGAUUGAAGAACUCGGUGACUUCAACAUCAGCCUCAACGAUCUCUCUGCCUCGGUCCAAGGUCUGAGAUUGUCGCCUACUGGCAGCAUUUGGAACAGCCCAUCCUCAACCGCAAGAUCGGCUUUUCAGUCCCUGGACGCAAGCGUGUCCGACAUGCGCCGCCCCAACGCCAACUACGUCCACGAGGACAAGCGCCCCUCAACUCCUCCCUCUGCUGAGGAUGAGACUCAACUCGGUGCCACCAACCGCGGCGUUCUUGACCACUCUCGUGGCAUGAAUGGUAGCAAGGCCACGGCUACCCAGCAGACUCGUUCCGGCCAGGCCCAGGGCACUAAGGCUCAAGGCGCUCAGAACCAAGGCGCCCAGCCCCAGCAGGCUCAACACAGCCGCGUGCACUCUUUCAACCCUAGCAGAUCGGCUUUUGACAACUUCCCCGAGUACGCUGCUUCCAACCAGGGCCAGGAGGCCGCCUCUGAGCAGAACCAGCACGGUAUGCCUAGCCAUGUCCAGCAGCCUGCCUUGACUGCUUCCAACUAUGGUCAGCAGUACAACUCAGCUCUGCCCGACUAUGGUCAGCAGUACAACUCAGCCCUGCCCAGUUACGGUCAGCAGUCAAGUCUCGACCAGGCUCAGCAGCGCCCAUAUGGUCUUGGUCAGCACAUUCACGCUCCGAGACCCAACAACUUCAGAGCUUCGCACGCUUUCCGUGAGCUUGCGACUCCUGCUCCCAUGGACGACAGCGCCCAGCCUGCCCCACCCAUCAGCCAGUACCCCAUCGGCCAGCAGUACAUGGGUAACAUGCAGCAAGACUUCCAAUACCCUCAGCAACACCCUGCCUUCGAUCAGCGCCCCGCCGUUAGCAACUCUAACAUCGAUCCUCGUCUCAGAGGUCUGCAGUCGCCUGUCAACAUGCACCGCCCCGCCUUUGACAACCAGAACGUUGUUGCUCCUCGUCUCGGAGGCUUGCAGUCGCCUGUCUACAUGCACCGCCCCUUCGACGCCCCUCUCAUGCCUGGCGUGGCUCCUAUGAACAGCGUGAACCACAACGCUGGCCCUCGCACCCACCGAGGCGCCUCUCUCAAUCGUGUUCCCAUUCCUGCCAGCUUCGGAAACAUGAAUGGCCGCCAGAUGAACGGUCUCAAUGGAAGUGGCCACCUCACCAACAGCCUCGAGAUGAAUGGUUCUCAGAUGAACUCUCGUCACUUCAACGACUACCAGAUGCACGGUCAACAGAUGCACGGUCAACAGAUGCACGGUCAACACAUGAACGGUCAACACAUGAACGGUCAACACAUCAACGGCCGCGACAUGAACGGUCAACAAUCGAACGGCCACCAGAUGAACAGCCCUAUGCCCAUCCCCCGUGCUAUGCCUACGCCCGCUGAUCAGGCCGAUCCCUUCGUGGACCCCCAGCCUCCCAGCUAUGCCAACACCGGCUUCGUGCCCGCUCAGUCUAGCCGUCAGCCCUUCACCUCUGACCCUCGCUCUUCUCUGCCCUCUCCCGUCAGCAGCCCCAGCAGCAUGAAUGGCACUAGCUACUUCAACGCCCCCGAUGCUCAGCACACCAACGCCUCGACCAAUAACAAUCAACAGCCUCAGACCAACGCUGCUCGUAUGGCUGAGGCCAUCAAAUCUGGCACACUUGAUCACUUCGGUGGCAGAUCUCCUCCUCGCGGUCCCGGUGACAGACCUGGCAAUGAGCUUGCUGUUCAGCAUGUUGUACGUAGUCAGGCUACCAUGGCCCCUGACGUGCACCCCGACCCCGACUGGGUUUCUGUUCACAUGCACGCCCUCCCUAGCAUCGACGAAGUGUACCAGCACAUUCCUUUCGUUGACACUGCUGCUGACUCGGUCGCCUCCACUGCCGGCGUGAUCAAGAUUGGCAACAUCCCCUAUGGCACCACCAAGAACGAGGUCAUCGCUGCUCUGGGUCGUACCACUCGUAUCGCUCACCAGCCUCGCGGCGCAUCUUACUUGGCCAUCCAUAUCAUCAUGGAACGUUCGACUGGCAAGACUAUGGACUGUUACGUCGAGCUCAACACCGUCGCCGAGGCUCAGGCUGCUGUUGCUGGCUUCCAGCAGCGCUGCGUAAACAGCCGCCACCCUCGCAUCGGUGAUCGCCACGUCGAUAUUGAGCUCAGCAGCCAAGAGGAACUCAUGAAGGAGCUGUUCCCUCGUGCCAAGUGUGUCAACUGGGACGGUCACACUCCCCAAGUCUACACUACUGAGGAGGCCUUCAACUCUGGCUUCCAGGGCUUUGUCACCAGUGAGGAGAUGGUGAUGAUUACCAAGCACGCCGAGACUCCUCAGCGUUCACCUUUCGCUCAGCGCUGCGUUAACCGCACCUACGAGACCAUGAUUUCUCUCAUGCACAAGUACCCUUGGCACGCCAUCUUGCACAUCACCCUCCGUGAGCGUACUGCCAUCUUUAUCAGUGCCGUCACCCAGCUGCGCGUUCUGUGCGCCGCCAUUGCCCGCGGCCACUAUCCCCAGAGCCUUCACCUCCCUCUUCUUCAAGAGUACAUCACUGCUUGCCUCAGCAACCCCGGCUUCAGUGUUCAGCAGAAGGCUUACGUUAUCGAUUGCGUCAACUGCAACAACUACACCCACCUGUUGAGCUUCGUGCCUUACACUCACAUCGAGCUGAGACUGGCCAGCUGGUGGGCCUUUGAGGUGCUGUCCAAGAAGCCCGAAGCUUCCGACGAGCUGAUGACUUAUGUCAUCAGCCUCCUCUGCACUGCUACCAACCCCAACGGCAAUUUUGCUCACAUGGCCAGCAAGGACGACAGCUCCGCUCUUGAACUGCCCGAGCCUGACUUCGGCACUGAGUCCUACUUCGGAAACUUCUCCAUCAAGUACAAGAAGCAGAAGGAGUCGUGCACACUCAAGGAGGCUGCUGACGAUGAGUGGCGCGCCCUGUAUGAGGCUCUCUCUCGUGUUCUGCCUGCUCGCCAGGCCAUCGCUUACCACAACAACGACUACGAUGAUGGUCAGCAGGAGGGUGGUGCUGAGGAGAACGGUCACUACGAUGGUGGUGAGGUUCUGGCUCUGCCCGGCCUCGAGCGUGCUGAGGAUUCUUCGCUCAACUGA
This is a messenger RNA of Aureobasidium pullulans EXF-150, 3899 nucleotides long. RefSeq lists its product as uncharacterized. The record is from RefSeq and is a predicted model, not a curated record. The coding region runs from base 282 to 3899 and encodes 1205 amino acids. The transcript is spliced from 3 exons. Lineage: Eukaryota; Fungi; Ascomycota; Dothideomycetes; Dothideales; Saccotheciaceae. Gene Ontology annotation, molecular function: nucleic acid binding.